ACGGCGAUGUUUUCAAAACCAGCACCGAGAGACUAAUGUUUAGCUUCCACCCUCCAACACACACAUUUCUUUUCCUAAAAAUAGUAUCUAUUUCGUUUUCUGCUCGAAAGUAAAUGACGAAGAGGACGUCGAAGUGCUUUAUGACGGUCCAUGAUGAAAUCUGUGAACCGUAGCUGCUGCAGCUAGUCAGAGGAUGCACCAUGGCUAAACCGGGAUCGGACCGCGAUGGAGCCAUGGCGGAGAAGACUGUGGGGAAGAGGAGUAAAGAGAAAAUCUCUCCAUUUCCCAAAACUCCAAAGCUCGAUCGGAGUGAGAUCUUGGGGAAAGAAGGGAAAUGCAAGUCUUCCAUGAAACGGAAGCUCUCCUUCACUGUCAGUCCACCCCGGAACGAGGAGCUCCACUCAGACACGGAUGACUCUGACCCGGGGCAGUCGAGCGAUGUGUGGGGAGAGAGAUUACUUCCUCCCUGCAGGAUAUUCGCAGACAAAGAUGUUCCGGAUAAGAAGAAGGUUAAGAAGGAGUCGGGGACUAAGAAGUCAACCCCUGUGAACAUUUUGUUUGGCUAUCCUUUAUCGGAACGAAAGCAGAUGGCGCUUGUAAUGCAGAUGACGGCGAGAGACAACAGUCCAGAUACGAUGCCAAGCCACCCGUCUCAAACGCCGCCAAUGCAGAAAAAGAUAGCUAGCAGCUCGUCCUCACGGCAGAAAGACAAAGUGAACAAACGAAACGAGAGAGGGGAGACCUCGCUGCAUAUGGCUGCAAUCAGGGGGGAUGUCAAACAGGUGAAGGAACUCAUCAGCCUUGGAGCGGAUGUAAAUGUCAAAGAUUUUGCAGGUUGGACGCCUCUCCAUGAAGCUUGUAACCUUGGUUACUAUGAUGUAGCGAAGGUUCUGAUUGGUGCAGGAGCGGAAGUGAACACGCAGGGAUUGGACGAUGACACUCCACUUCAUGACGCAUCCAGCAGUGGACAUAAAGAUAUUGUGAAGCUGCUAUUGUGUAAUGGAGGCAAUGCCUUCCAGGCCAACAAGAGAGGAGAGAGACCGGUUGAUGUUGCUGACUCUCAGGAGGUUGAGCAAUUACUCAAGGGAGAGAUCCCACUGUCAGAACCAGAAGAGAGCUCUUCAGAAUCUGAGGACCCACCUUCUGUUAAUCCAUCCAGUGUAGACGAGAACAUGGAAUACUCUGAUGCUGAAAAAGACUCUGACAAUAAAUCCACCACAGUGAAGGCAUCAUCAUCCUUGUCAGGGCUAGAUGAAUAUGAGUUCAAGGAUGAGGAAGAGGAGGAUGACCUGAGUAAGGCACUUAACGACAGACAUAUCCUAAGGCGAGAGCUCCGCCAAAACGAAAAAGAGGAGAAGGAAAGAAACCACUAUGCUUCCAAACAAGGCAGCAAAAGUGACCAGUCAACGCUAGUGUGCAAGACUAAAAAAACGAAGGCAACCCGUGUCUACUGCAGUUCAGACAGUUCAAGUGAUGAAGCCGAGGUGCCAUCAGAAAGGAGGAGCUCGCCGACUAGGUCGGUCAGUGUAGAUGGUCACAAAACUGACAAUAGAUCGAAGAAAGAAAUUCUCAAUAUUACACCUGCGGAGCAGAAAGAAAAAGGUAAACUGAAGAAAAAGAACAAGAGCCAAAGCAAAAACAAGGAGAACCAAGAAGUUCGAGAAGAUGGUAAAGAGAACAGCAAAUCCCUUCUUUUUUCCACGGCCACUGUGUCCGACAAUUCUGAUAAGGGUGUCAGGGAAGAGGACUCCUUCAAAAUGUCGUUCAGUGCAAAGGAUGACACAUCGGUCCACCUGUUUCACCUGUCUGUAGUCAAGUCCCCAAAGCUGAACCACAACCAAACUGACAAGCAAACAACCCCUCUGAAACAAGAAAAUGCUAAGACGUGUGUUUCAAUUGGCGAUGCGUCCUGUCCAGUGGACAGUGUCAAGUACAACCACUACACAGAGUCGGACUUCUGCACUGAAGGUUCGAGCAGUAAGAGCUGCAAACACAAGGAGAAAAGCAAGCAUCACCACAAAGAGCUCAGCUUAGAUGGAGAUGAUGGUAGCUCCAGUCCUUUCAAAGACAAUUGUCUUAGCAACAGUAUGGAGAGUUCUGAGGGUGUAUUCAGGAAGACUGACAAAGAUGGGAAAGUUGUUAAGAAGCACAAACUGAAACACAAGGAGAAGGAAAAGUACAGGAAAGAGUACGAGGCCGAGAGGAAUCACCAUCGGCAGAAAGAGGCCCGCAAAGAUGGGCAUAAGAAUAUGGAGUUCGAUCGGGAGUUUUGGAAAGAGAACUUCUUCAAAAGCGAAGAGAACGAAGAGCUCACUGGUAAAUGUGAGAUGCUUGGUGGCGAAUCUCCUCUGAAAUCUUCAGAAUCAUCUCCUGUUAAGGAAGAAAAAGGGGCAUCAAAAGACAAACAUUCGAGCAGCAGUAGCUGCAAGGACAGAAGGCCAAAGGAGGAGCGAGAAAAGGACAAGACCAUAAAAAAAGAGAAAAAGGAGGUUCCCAUCAAAGACGAGCGUGGAAAGGACGGAAGGGGAGAUGAAAUUGAUGACCGGACUGAUGGCCUUUGCUCUGGACGAAUUUCUGAGGGUUCAUUACACAGUUCUGGUGUGAAAGAGGAAGCAGAUGAUAAGCCGAUCACUGGGAUUUCAGUUGACCAAGAUCAACAGGAGUCUGUAGAGAAGAACACUCGUGAGAGAAAUGAUAAGCGUGUGCCAACAAAGGAUCGGGAGCCUGAGAAGUCUGAUAAAAAGCAUGCAGAUAAAGACAAGAAAGUCAAAUCUGACCAUUCAGCUGACAAGCCUGAAUUGCACAACUCCACAGAUCGAUGGAAAGAGGAGAAGAAAUCGCCAAAUGAGAAGAGCCAUAAGGAUAGUGAAAAGAUCAAGGUAAUGUCAGUGAUGAAAAAACAUGAGGAAAUCAAAAAGAAUAAGGACAAGUUUGACAAAAGAGCAGAGAAAGAGCAUUCUUCUGGUGACCACAAAGAUAAAACAAGUUCUGAAAAGAAAGCAAAAGCCCCUGAGAAAACCACGGAUCAUGCCAAAUCUGAGCGCAAUAAGGAAAAAGAACGGGAUAAGGAAAAAGAUUCUGACAAGAGGAAGAAAGACAAAUUGAAAGAGGCCACCCCCUCUUCCACGUCCUACUCCAAUCUCAAGUUGUUGUUGGAAGAGAAGAAAGGCUACAUUUCUGAGAAUAAUAAGGUCAUCUCAUGUAAAUCAAAAGAGGAGCUAACGAAGCCUUCAGAGAAAGACAGAGAUAGAAGAGAAAGGGAACGGGAGUCUGAAAGACAUCGAGACCGUGAGCGAGAUCGACACAAAGAUAAAGACCGGUCACAGCUGAAUAGAGAUGGUAAAAUUAGCAAGACGAAACCAAGUGAAGUGGAUUCCAAACCUAAAGUUGCACCUGCUCUGAAGGAUAAUCAUCCCAAAGAAAAGAGGUUGGUCAAUGAUGAUCUCAUGAAGACCAGCUUUGAACGCAUGCUUAGUCUCAAGGACCAGGAAAUUGAACAGUGGCACAAGAAGCACUUAGAGAAAAUCAAGCAGAAGGAAAGGGAACGACUAAAACUACGCCCAGGAAUUGACCUAGUUAAACAGAAAAGCAAGGAUAAAACGAAAACUCCCUCUUCGUCCAGUGAGCCCUUUCUAACCAAGGAACUAACUCGCUCCAAAAGCUCAGAAGUCUCGGAGGGUCAUUGUGAGAAGACCUUAAAAGAUGCCACCAGUGGAAGAACGCUCUCGCUAGAUACGAGAAAUCUCUCGUCCUUUGGAAAGAAUGGUCCAGUAAUAGAAAACAACAUUAGCCGAUCUCCACGACCGGAUAGUGAAAAAUCUGGCCUUAUGUCAAGAUCCGUAUCCAUGAUGUCUAUGGCAAGCUCAGAAGACUCCUUCCAGACAACCAUAUUAACCCCUAGACCCACUGAAUACGAUUCGGACCUCAACAUGGAAGCUUUAGAUUCCCAGCCAUCUUUCCUGCAGUCUUCCAACGUUCUACAGUCCUCCAGGUCUCCUACUGUUCAUGAUAAAGAUACUUGCAGUCUUCACGAAUCGGCUCUCUGCAAUCGCACACCAUUGUCAAGCAGGCAUCCUUCCCCAUGCUUAAGGGCAAUUCUGGAUGAAGAAGCGAAGGUGCAACCAGCAGAAACUAGACUGAGCGAAGAGUCCCAGAAAAUGUGUAUUGCAUCACACCCAAGCAAUGAGCAAACUGCAGUUCAUCAGACAGAAAUUAAUGCGACCUAUGUUCAGGAGACACGAUGUAAUCAAAGUCUCACCAGUACUCUUCCAGAUGCCGAAAGUCAUACAACUAGUAAUGAGGGUGAAGGCAUCUCUUCUGUUUGUCAAGCUAAGUCUUCAUCACACUUAGCAGACCUUAGCAGCCAACAAGGUGGCCUCACACAGGAUAAUAGUGUUUUUCAGACCCAUUUGGAGAACAGCCAAUCUUGCAACACUGGUAGUCAAGUAGAGCAGCCCGGUCUUGGUGAGCUUGAUGUAUCUGGUACAGUAAUGACAGAGGGCUCCAACAAGGAUUCUCCAUUAGGUGUUGAAUCACAAGUUGUAUCAAUUCAGUCCUCUCAGACACCGAAUUCUUUGGACAAGAAUGCACUUUUGCAUUCAAGUAGCCAGCUAUGGGAAACUGCCCUAUGUUCCAGCAAUGAGCUGACACAGAGAGCCAACUCUAGUCUGAGACCAGAGCAGAAAGAGAAACCCUUAAUUGUUGUGGAGCACAAACUGGACAAGAUUGGGGAAAACAUCUCCAGAAGAGAUAACACAAGCACUGCAAACUCAUCAGUUGGUUCAUUUAGAUCCAGCUCUGAGGAAUCUGCUAAACCACUGUUGAGAACCACCAACAUAGAGGAUACAGAAAAUAAUUCUGAAAGUGUCCAAGAAGAAAGUACAACAAAUUUCUCCAGUGAGUCAUUGGAUACAGUUGAUGCUCAAACAGAGAAACUCAAAGAUGGCCUGCUUUCGACGUCAACAAAUGUGUCUCACUGCACCAGUCCAGAGAGGAUCCCUGAAGAUUCAAUGGAGUUGUCUGAAGAGGUUUCGGACGAGAACCAAGUCACAGAGACAGAUGGCACAAAAGUCUUAUCCUCAGAAGAAAGUGCGACAACCCAAGCUUUAGCUGAAAGUAAGGCAGAUGUAGAGAUGUCAGACCAGCUUGCUGUUGAGGAGCUGCCUGCAAAAUCACACCUUCAGUCUAGUGGGGAACAAGGUCAAAGCAACACUGGAGUUGAGCAAGAUCCUCAGGUAGAGCCACCUAGUGAAGGCACCUCAGGAAGCUCUUCACCAUUUUCUGUUGCGGAGAGAGAUUCCGAUACAUCUGGGGCCAAAACCAAAGUCCGACUCAUGGAUGAGGAAGGUGAUAACCAGGUGACCCAUCCAAGGAAACGAAAGAUGCCUAGGGUUUUGCUUCAGGCACAAGCGAACCUAACAGCUCAGCAGGUCAAAGAAAAGACACAACAGUCCUUAGCUGCAAUUGUAGAUGCACUGAAGCUUGAAGAGAUCGAGCCUUACCAGACCGAGAGAGCGAACCCAUAUUAUGAGUACUUACACAUUCGCAAGAAGAUCGAGGAGAAGAGGAAAGUUCUUUGUAGUGUCAUUCCUCAAGCUCCUCAGUACUAUGAUGAGUAUGUGACAUUUAAUGGAUCCUACCUGCUGGAUGGAAACCCACUGAGCAAGCUCUGCAUCCCGACCAUUACUCCACCCCCCUCCCUAUCUGAACCACUGAAGGAGAUGUUCAAACAGCAGGAGAUUAUGAGGAUGAAGCUAAGACUGCAGCACAGCAUAGAGAGGGAAAAGCUGAUUGUAUCCAAUGAGCAAGAGGUUUUGAGAGUUCAUUAUCGUGCUGCAAGAACACUAGCCAAUCAGACGCUUCCAUUCAGUGCCUGCACGGUCCUAUUGGAUGCUGAAGUAUACAACAUGCCCCAGGACGUCCAAGUGAGUGAACAUAUUGGUGAUGAUGGCAAAACUUCUGUUAGAGAUCGGUUCAAUGCAAGACAGUUUAUGUCUUGGCUUCAAGAUGUAGACGACAAGUUUGACAAGUUAAAGACAUGUCUCUUGAUGCGCCAGCAGCACGAAGCGGCCGCGUUAAACGCAGUUCAGCGUCUGGAGUGGCAGCUAAAGCUGCAGGAACUGGAUCCCGCCACUUACAAGUCUACCAGCAUUUUCGAGAUUCCCGAAUUCUACAUCCCACUCGUGGAAGUCAAUGACGACUUUGACCUGACGCCGAUAUGACCUCGUGACGGCGUCCCAUUCUGAGAUAUAGAAAUGACGGAAACAAUUCGUAGGUGUCGGAUCGUGACAGUGAUGUCACGACAUGAGCGUAGAAUAAAAAACACAAAGCACUUGAUUGGGGUGGGGUGGGGGGGGUCGUUUGGUGUGUGCGUGUUUGCGUGCAUGUAUGUUUGAGGUUUUGUGUGUGUUGUUGUGCUUGUGUACCGUAUGUGAACGACCAGAGAAGUAACAAAAAUGAACGAAAAAUAAUACAAACAUCAAAUCGCUCAGUCUACGACAGCGCUGCACUUCACAGCCAUCGCCAGUUCAGUCCGUGUUCUAGUGCUGGUCCAUGCGUACCUGGUCCAAACGCACUUCACUAGGUGGGCAUCAGAUUGGCUCUCAAAGACUACACGCCUAACUGAAACGCACUUAACCCUGAGCUCCACUGGUGAAGACCACCAUUGGAAAGUGUUCGGCGAAAUAAAUGGGGGAGGGGGGGGGGGGUGUUUCCUCCACCAUCAAAGGGAUAGUUCACCCAAAAAUGAGAAUUAUGUAAUCAUUUACCCACCCUCAAGUUGUACCAAACCUAUAUGACGCACUUUCUUCUGUUAAACACAAAAAGAAGUGUGUAGCACCAUUCUUUUUCAUUGUACGGAGGAUAAAAAAGUGGGGUCAUUUUGCCUAACAUUUCCUUUCGUGCUCCAUGGAAGAAAGCUCAUGACAUUUGGGGUAAACUUUUGCCUUUAAGAAAGAGAUCUCAAUCCAACAUGUUUCUACGGUGAGUGUUCAUAGAUUAUGUAUAGAUUGUGCUCCUCAUUUUUUAACUUAUUUUAUACAUACUGACUGUGCGUUUGUAAAUAGCCAUGUAAUUAUUGUUUUUAACUUGUAAAAAAUGAAAGACAACUGAGAGGACAGAAAAAGUAAUAUUUUGAUUGUAAACUUUCUUUUGUCUAAUGUUUAAUGGACCAAAGUUGUUUUUACAUUGAAGUUCUUUGUUGGUGUCGUUUGUUGAUGUUUGCUUAACUCUUUAAGCAUGUGUUUUUGAAUUACCUUUUUUGUUUAGUUUUAUCCUUUUUUUAUUUUUAAUUGCUCUUUUCCCCUUAGACAUUCAUCACAGCCGGUGUAUUUUGACUUGUGAUUUCUAUAAUGUGCAUGCUUUCGCAGGUUCGUCCCUCUUUGAAAAGUUGUACCGUGGUGAGGUUUACUGAAGUGGUCCUGGUUCUUUUCUGCCAUCGUUGUGUCUAUUAGUAACAUCCACUUUUUGUGUGUUGUCCCUUGUGUCUUGCGCACAUUUAAAAAAAUUAAUUAAAAAAAUUGUCGUGGCUUUUCGGUAGAAAAUAAAAAACUUUUACAGUUUUAAUGUGAGAUCACAACAAAACCUAUUUUUUACAACAUAAUGCCUUUUGAACGAUGGUUCUAAAAAUAUGUCUAUUUUAAUAUUUACUUGUUACAUGAGGAUGUACAUAUUUGUAAUAUAUAAUUGAAUAAAUUUUAUUUGUUGUGAAAUCAAAAA
Messenger RNA from Xyrauchen texanus (razorback sucker), 7716 nucleotides. RefSeq names its product ankyrin repeat domain 12 (gene ankrd12). Gene Ontology annotation, cellular component: nucleoplasm. Lineage: Eukaryota; Metazoa; Chordata; Actinopteri; Cypriniformes; Catostomidae. Gene Ontology annotation, molecular function: protein binding. The record is from RefSeq and is a predicted model, not a curated record. The coding region runs from base 201 to 6221 and encodes 2006 amino acids. The transcript has 13 exons.